AUGGAGCCGAUAAUAAUUCAAAAUUUUAUAAAUGGCGAGUUUUUCCCUUCCGACGAGUUCAUCGAUUCUGUUGAUCCCGCGACCCUUGAAAUCGUUUCCAAAGUGCCAAGAUCAAGGGCAGAUGAUGUUGACAAGGCCGUAAAAAGCGCACAAGCAGCCUUCGAGAGUUGGUCUGUUUUGCCGCCCGCUAAAAGAGCGCAGUACAUUUUCAAAAUUGCUGAUCUCAUCGACGCGAAUCUCGAGCGACUUGCUCUCCUUGAGUCACGAGAUCAAGGGAAAACUGUUGGUGCUGCGAGGAUGAUUGACAUUCCUCGAGCAGCGGAGAACUUUCGAUUCUUUGCCAAAGUCAUCUCCAAUCCUGAACCUGAAAGGACAACUCUAUCCGAAAAUGCUCGUGGGACUCCAUUCACUGCGAUUUCAUCAACUAAUCGAGUUCCAGUAGGAGUUGCUGGACUCAUCUCUCCUUGGAAUUUGCCCUUGUAUUUGCUCUCAUGGAAAAUUGGCCCAGCGCUCGCGUUUGGAAAUACCUGCGUUUGUAAGCCGUCGGAAAUGACAUCAACGACGGCUUAUGAGCUUUGCAAGCUUAUGGUUGAAGCCGGCCUCCCAGCUGGAGUCUGUAACAUGGUAUUUGGAUAUGGACAUGAAGCCGGUGAGGCUCUUGUUUUGCAUCCUGAUGUACCUCUUGUUUCUUUUACUGGAUCAACUGCAAUUGGUGCUAGAAUCAUGGAAAAGACAGCUCCGAUGGUGAAGAAAGUAUCACUUGAACUUGGCGGCAAAAACCCUGCUCUCGUCUUCGAGGAUGCGGAUAUUUCCGCAGCAGCAGCUGGCUGUGCCAUGAGCAGCUUUACCAACCAAGGCGAAGUCUGUCUUUGCACAGAGCGAAUUUAUGUACACGAGUCCGUCUUCGACGAAUUCAUGGAUAAAUUCAUCGCUGAAGCUAAAAAAUUUACUGUCGGGCAUCCCAGAAGUCCAACGACUCGCUGUGGAGCACUCUGUGGGAAACCUCAUUUUGAUAAAGUUAUGGGAUUCUUUGACUAUGCUCAUGAAAAGGGAUACGUCGUUUAUGGCCACGGAAAGGAUCAGCUCGAAUUGCCACAGAAUGUUUCCAACGGUCUCUUUGUUCAUCCGACUAUUUGUGCAAAUGUUCCAGAGGAUGAUAGAAUGAUGACUGAUGAAAUCUUUGGCCCGGUCACUGUUGUUAAUAAAUUCUCGACAGAAGCUGAAGCUAUUCAAAAAGCAAACGCCACUAAAUACGGUCUUUGUGCGACUGUUUGGAGUCAAAAUCUAUCGCGUGUUCAGCGAGUUCCGAGGAAAAUUAAAGCCGGAACAGUUUGGGUUAACUGCUGGCUCAUUCGAGAUCUUCACAUGCCAUUUGGUGGCAUGAAAGCAUCAGGAGUCGGACGAGAAUCUGCUAUUGAAUCGAUGGAGUUCUUCACUGAGCAGCAAACAAUCUGUUCUCUUUAUGACCCCAGAUCAUAG
Oikopleura dioica is the source of this 1479-nucleotide messenger RNA. The record is from the annotation of a GenBank genome assembly. Lineage: Eukaryota; Metazoa; Chordata; Appendicularia; Copelata; Oikopleuridae.